GUGAGCUCGUGCGCAUGUGGCGAGCGCGUCUGGUCCUGUCCCACACGGCGUUCGCCUCCGUGCCUGGCCUCUGCCGCCUCUCCUCCGCGCGCAUACGUUCUUCCAGAGUGCAACCGCGACGCCUACUAUUGUCGCAGUACACGAACGCGAACGACUCGUUUGGACGUGUCAAACAAUUUCUUGGCCCGAGUCCAUCAUCCAGCACGCCUUUCAUUCUGAUUGUUCCUCAUGGUUGUUGCUCCUUUGUAGGCAUGCUCUCUUACGUGUCUUGUGUAGCGAAACCGCUGGCCAAGUCCUCGCUAUCUCAGCAUCCACGAAACCCGGAUGGUGGAAUGCGUUCAAAGGCCGCAUCGCCAACCUGCGUCAUGCCUCGCCCGCGCACAGGCUUAAGGUCAGCGCGCACCCCGAUGACGACACAAGCCGUGGUCUAAGAUAAGUAUUCAGUAAACGACACCGAGCAUACACGCGUUCUGUUCAUAUGUAUUUGUACGUACGUAACUAUUCAGCGUAGAGAAUUACAGCAUAGUCGUCGCCCGCACGGGGUAUCGGUUUCAUAUAAAUAUCGAACAGACACAUCGGGCGCGCCAUUAAGUGCGGGAUUGCACGCGAGCGAGACAGGUAGUUAGCUAGCUAGUGGAUGAGGUAGUUGUAACACAGAACAGAAAGAAAGAGACAAGGGAGCCUAUACACCACACAGACAGAACAAAGGACGGGAACAGUCACAGAAUCGGGAAGAAAUUGCAUGAGAAACGAGAGAACGCAUCUUGAGUUUCACUGAGAUUAGUUUGACGAGUAAGAUAGGCGUGAGCCCUUCUUGCCGUAAGAGAGGCCAUUUGCUGCAACCCUCGUACAAUAGUAAG
This is a messenger RNA of Laetiporus sulphureus 93-53, 860 nucleotides long. RefSeq lists its product as uncharacterized. The record is from RefSeq and is a predicted model, not a curated record. Bases 15 to 431 code for a protein of 138 amino acids. NCBI's taxonomy places the organism in Eukaryota, Fungi, Basidiomycota, Agaricomycetes, Polyporales, Laetiporaceae. The transcript has a single exon.